AUGCAAACAGAUUAUAUGACUAUGAACAAUUUUACAGUUGGCCGUAAAAUGAUGGAUGGUCAACCACAGGGCCAAGCACAGCAGCAGAUACCGGUAAGCCCACCACAGUUUAACUCACCACUACUUUCUGGUAGCAGUGGUAGUAGUGUUGAAUCUGAUACCCUAAGGUAUAAAAGUGAUAUGUGCAAGUCUUUUGAAGAUGACCUUUUCUAUUGCCCUCGUUCAUUGUUAUCUGCUCAAGAGCAGGUAACCUGCGAAAGAAUGGAUAUGUUUUUGGCUGAGCAGUUCAGAGAAUAUCAGCUACAAGCCCAAAUUACUCUAAGUACAAGACCAAAAUUCAACCCAUAUACAUCUGAAAGUUUUAACCCAGGAACCCACGGCCAGUGA
Zygosaccharomyces rouxii is the source of this 387-nucleotide messenger RNA. RefSeq lists its product as uncharacterized. The transcript has a single exon. The record is from RefSeq and is a predicted model, not a curated record. The coding region runs from base 1 to 387 and encodes 128 amino acids. Lineage: Eukaryota; Fungi; Ascomycota; Saccharomycetes; Saccharomycetales; Saccharomycetaceae.